Molecule: messenger RNA, 10270 nt
Organism: Antechinus flavipes (yellow-footed antechinus)
Lineage: Eukaryota; Metazoa; Chordata; Mammalia; Dasyuromorphia; Dasyuridae
Gene: NSD3
Product: nuclear receptor binding SET domain protein 3
Exons: 25
Coding region: 143-4465 (1440 amino acids)
Biological process (GO): regulation of DNA-templated transcription
Cellular component (GO): nucleus; chromatin
Molecular function (GO): histone H3K36 methyltransferase activity
Source: RefSeq, a predicted model, not a curated record
CUCGGCUGUGCCCCGCUCUCCGGCCCCCCUCCGGGCCCCCGUGUCUCUCCUGUGAUCGCACUGACACGGCCGGGGGGUUAGAAUGGAACAGACUGAAGGCCCUAUGAGAGAAAGGGAAAGUUAAGGAUGCUGGAGCAGAACAAUGGAUUUCUCUUUCUCUUUCUUGCAAGGGAUCAUGGGAAACACAAUUCAGCAACCACCUCAACUCAUUGACUCAGCCAACAUCCGUCAGGAGGAUGCCUUUGAUAAUAGCAGUGAUAUUGUUGAAGAUGGUGGCCAGACACCAUAUGAAACCAGCCUGCAGCAAGGCUUUCAGUACCCACCUACCACAGAGGAACUUCCUCCAAUUACAAAUGGCUAUCCACCCUCAAUCAGCAUGUAUGAACCUCAAGCCAAAUACCAGACAUAUAGUCAGUAUCCCAACGGGUCAGCCAAUGGUUUUGGUGCAGUUAGAAACUUUAGCCCCACUGACUAUUAUCAUACUGAAAUUUCAAACACAAGACCACAUGAAGUUCUGGAAAAACCUUCCCCUCAACAGCCACCACCUCCUCCUUCGGUACCACAAACUGUGAUUCCAAAGAAGACUGGCUCACCAGAAAUUAAAUUAAAAAUAACCAAAACUAUCCAGAAUGGCAGGGAAUUGUUUGAGUCCUCCCUCUGUGGAGACCUUUUAAAUGAAGUACAGGCAAGUGAGUACGCAAAAUCAAAACAUGAAGGCAGAAAAGAAAAGAGGAAAAAAAGUAACAAGCAUGACUCUUCUAGAUCAGAAGAGCGCAAGUCGCACAAAAUUCCCAAAUUAGAACCAGAGGAGCAAAAUAGACCAAAUGAGAGGGUGGUUAACAUUCUAUCUGAAAAACCAAGAGAAGAUUCUUUGGUAUUAGAAGAAACACCAGUUCAACAAUACCUACCAUCCCUUCCAACAGAAGUGAGCACUGGUGUAAAAUUCCAAGUUGGUGACCUGGUCUGGUCUAAAGUGGGAACUUAUCCUUGGUGGCCUUGUAUGGUUUCAAGUGAUCCCCAACUUGAGGUUCAUACCAAAAUUAAUACAAGAGGGGCCCGGGAAUACCACGUCCAGUUUUUCAGCAACCAACCAGAGCGCGCAUGGGUCCAUGAAAAGCGGGUACGAGAGUACAAAGGACACAAACAAUAUGAACAGUUAUUAGCUGAAGCAACAAAACAGGCCAGCAAUCAUUCUGAGAAACAAAAGAUUCGGAAACCCCGACCUCAGCGGGAGAGGGCCCAGUGGGAUAUUGGCAUUGCCCAUGCAGAAAAAGCAUUGAAGAUGACCCGAGAAGAAAGAAUAGAACAAUAUACUUUCAUCUAUGUUGACAAACAGCCUGAGGAAGUUUUAUCUCAAGCAAAAAAGAGUGCUGCCUCCAAAACAGAAGUGAAAAAGAACCGGAGACCUAAAACAGUGCUGAACACUCAGCCAGAACAGAGCAAUGCAGGGGAGGCAGCUUCUUCACUGUCAAGUACUGAGAUCCGGAGACACAGCCAGAGACGCCAUACAAGUGUGGAAGAGGAAGAGCCACCCCCUGUUAAAAUAGCAUGGAAAACAGCAGCCGCAAGGAAAUCUUUACCAGCUUCCAUUACAAUGCACAAAGGCAGCCUGGAUCUGCAGAAGUGCAAUAUGUCUCCAGUUGUGAAAAUUGAACAAGUAUUUGCUCUUCAGAAUGCUGCGGGAGAUGGGAAAUUCAUCGAUCAGUUUGUGUAUUCAACAAAGGGAGUUGGUAACAAAACGGAAAUAAGUGUCAGGGGACAAGACAAACUUAUCAUUUCUACACCAAACCAGAGAAAUGAAAAAGCAACUCAGAAUGUAUCAUCUCCUGAAACAACAUCUGGGUCGACAGGUUCCACAGAAAAGAAGCAACAGAGAAGAUCAAUUAGAACUCGUUCUGAAUCUGAGAAAUCCACUGAGGUUGUGCCAAAGAAGAAGAUCAAAAAGGAGCAGGUUGAAACAGUUCCACAGACUACAGUGAAGACAGGAUUACAGAAAGGUGCCAGCGAGAUUUCAGAUUCCUGUAAACCUCUAAAGAAAAGGAGUCGCGCCUCAACUGAUGUAGAAAUGACUAGUUCAACGUACAGAGACACAUCUGACUCCGAUUCUAGAGGACUUAAUGAUUUGCAAGUAAGCUUUGGAAAGCAAUUAGAUAGUCCUUCAGCUGCUGCUGAUGCUGAUGCCUCUGAUGUGCAGUCAGUGGACUCGAGCCUAUCAAGAAGAGGAACUGGGAACAAUAAGAAAGAUACUGUAUGUCAGAUUUGUGAAAGUUAUGGUGACUCUCUGGUUGUUUGUGAGGGGGAAUGCUGUAAACACUUUCAUCUAGAUUGCCUGGGACUUUCAUCUCUCCCUAAUGGAAGGUUCCUCUGUACCGAAUGUAAAACUGGGCAGCAUACUUGCUUCUCUUGUAAGGUUCCUGGUAAAGAUGUGAAACGCUGUUCUGUUACUGCUUGUGGUAAAUUUUACCAUGAGGCCUGUAUUCGCAAAUUUGCUACUGCUGUCUUUGAGUCUAGAGGAUUCCGCUGUCCUCAACACUGCUGCUCUACUUGUUCCAUGGAGAAAGAUAUCCACAAAGCAAGCAAAGGUCGCAUGAUGAGAUGUUUAAGGUGCCCAAUUGCCUAUCAUUCAGGAGAUGGCUGCAUAGCUGCAGGAAGUCUAUUUGUGUCGUCCUACAUUCUCAUCUGUAGUAACCAUUCCAAGAGGAGCAGUCAUUCUUCCUCUACUGUAAAUGUAGGCUUUUGUUUCGUUUGUGCAAGAGGGCUGAUAGUUCAGGAUCAUUCAGACCCCAUGUUCAGUUCAUAUGCCUAUAAGUCCCACUACCUACUGAAUGAAUCAAAUCGUGCUGAGUUGAAAUUACCUAUGAUUCCUUCUUCGUCAGCUUCCAAAAAGAAAUGUGAGAAAGGUGGAAAACUGUUGUGCUGUGAAUCGUGCCCAGCUUCCUUCCAUCCGGAAUGCCUCAGCAUAACAAUGCCAGAGGGCUGCUGGAAUUGUAAUGACUGUAAAGCUGGCAAGAAACUCCAUUACAAGCAGAUUGUUUGGGUCAAGCUAGGAAACUACAGGCAAAUUCUGUGGUGGCCAGCAGAGAUCUGCAAUCCUAGGUCCGUGCCUCUUAACAUCCAAGGCCUUAAACAUGACUUGGGGGACUUUCCUGUGUUCUUCUUUGGUUCUCAUGACUACUAUUGGGUACACCAGGGCAGAGUGUUCCCAUAUGUUGAAGGAGACAAAAGCUUUGCUGAGGGGCAAACUAGUAUUAACAAGACCUUCAAAAAAGCACUUGAGGAAGCUGCAAAACGUUUCCAGGAGCUGAAAGCACAAAGAGAAAGUAAAGAAGCAUUGGAGUUGGAAAGAAAUUCAAGAAAACCCCCACCCUACAAGCACAUUAAAGCCAAUAAAGUGAUAGGGAAGGUCCAGAUCCAAGUGGCUGACCUGUCGGAGAUCCCACGCUGUAAUUGCAAGCCUGCUGAUGAAAAUCCCUGUGGUCUGGAGUCAGAGUGCUUGAACCGGAUGCUGCAGUAUGAGUGUCACCCCCAAGUGUGCCCGGCUGGGGACCGAUGCCAGAACCAGUGCUUCACCAAAAGGCUCUAUCCCGAUGCAGAAGUCAUCAAGACCGAGAGACGAGGCUGGGGCCUGAGGACCAAAAGGAGCAUCAAGAAGGGUGAAUUCGUAAAUGAAUAUGUUGGGGAGUUAAUUGAUGAAGAAGAAUGCAGACUGCGAAUCAAACGUGCCCAUGAGAACAGCAUAACUAAUUUUUAUAUGUUAACAGUUACCAAGGACCGUAUAAUUGAUGCUGGCCCAAAAGGGAAUUAUUCUCGCUUUAUGAAUCAUAGUUGCAAUCCAAACUGUGAAACUCAAAAGUGGACAGUGAAUGGGGAUGUUCGUGUUGGACUUUUUGCUCUUUGUGAUAUUCCUGCAGGGGUAGAGUUAACAUUCAAUUAUAAUCUGGAUUGCCUGGGCAAUGGCAGGACCGAGUGUCACUGUGGAGCAGACAACUGCAGUGGCUUUCUAGGAGUUCGGCCAAAGACGGCAUUUGCUUCAGCAAAUGAAGAAAAAGCAAAAAAUGCUAAGUUGAAACAGAAGAAACGAAAAAUCAAAACAGAACAGAAGCAGAUGCAUGAGGAUUAUUGUUUUCAGUGUGGAGAUGGAGGAGAGCUGGUCAUGUGUGACAAAAAAGACUGUCCGAAAGCAUACCACCUGCUAUGCCUUAAUCUGACACAGCCACCAUAUGGAAAAUGGGAAUGUCCCUGGCAUCAGUGUGACAUAUGCAGCAACUCAGCAAUUUCUUUCUGUGAGUUCUGUCCAUGUUCAUUUUGUAAAGAUCAUGAGAAGGGGGCUUUAGUGACCUCUUCACUGGAAGGCCGUCUCUGCUGCUCUAAACAUAACCCCAAAUCUCCUGUGGCACCAGAAUACUGGAACAAAAUAAGAUGCAAAUUGGAAUCGCAGGAUCCUGGAGAUGAAGUGAAGGAAUAAAUUUACAGUGUUUUUAUUUUUUAUUUUUAAUUUUUUUUUGAAAGAAAAAGGUAAAAAAGUGAAUAGGUGAUAAAAUUGAUAAAGAAGAAACUGGCAUAAUGUAAUUAAUCUAUCACCUGAGCUGGCUUUGUAAUUGUAAUGGAGGAAUUAUGUGAUUCAGACAGCCAGAGGUAGACAGUGGUAACUGGAUUUUCAUUGGUUUAUGAUAAGAGGUGGGUGGGUAGGUGACUAAAUUCUUUGUAUGUUUUUCUUGCCCUUAAAUGUGCUUCUGCAGCUGAAAAACAGACAUUACCUUGGCCCUUUAAAAAAAAAAAAUGAAAAAUGAAAAAAUACAUUUAUGUCAGUAAAUAGGAAUUUCAACUUAAAAAUAUAUUACUGAGUAUAGAAGUAAAAGUAGUCACCACUCCUUUAUUUUAAUUUUAGGGAAUCUUGAGAAAUAUGACUUAGGUAAUUUAAUCAGUGUGUUUAAAGAAAAAGUUGGGAGUGGGAGGUGAGGAGAAUGGGAAUUCCACUCCACUUCUGGAAUACUCCAGAAAAGAGUAUAUAAUAGUCUUUACGUACCUUUUUUUUUUAAUGAAACAUUAAGUUAACUUCUUGUGGCCCUUCAGGAUUCUCUGGUGGUCUUGGAAAUUAGAGUGGGAGUGGUCAGUCUGGCUGUAAACAAAAUGCCUUUUUCUAUUGAGUGUACCUCUCUGGGCUCUGUGAUAGCAUUAUUUAAGUUAUUAAUAUAAUACUUUAUUUUUUAAAAAUUACAGGAUGAUUCUACUCACAGAUUUUUAUAAGCUUUUUGUUGAUGCUAACUUUUAACAAAUGAAGUAUAUCUAUGGGUAUGAAAAGGCAGGAAGAAACAACUAUCCUUACAAUAUAUAUAGUGUUGUAGGCCAUUAAAAGAAGAUGAGAUGUAGCCUUAUGUUGGGCUAUCAGUCCCAUAGUAUGCAGAUGAUAAGCUGAGGAAUCCUGGGCAUUUUUUGUUUCCUUUUCCUUUUAGCCCCUUCCUCACUUUAAUUAAACAUUCCUUUUGUUAACUGAGUAGUCCAGCCACAUUUCUUGGUGGAAAAUAUAUAGAUGUAAUUUGAAUUGUAUUUAAGUAGUUCUUCUUAGUUGUGAUGGAUGAAUUUAAAAGGCUGUAUUUAAACAAUUUUCAUUAAUUGUUAUCGUAGUAUUUAACAUUGCCCCUGCUAUUAGGACACAAAUAGCUCUUCUAAUUUCACAGGGUAUGAAACAGUAACAUAAAUGCACUUGUUCUUUAUGAAUCAUCUGGGGAAAAACUCCCAGGGAAGUCAGUGUUAACAAAAAGUGUAGUACUCUAAGUCAUCUCUCUUACUCAUGGAAUUCAUUUAUUUUUAAGUUUCUAACAACAUGUAUCCCAGUAUUCUCCAUUGGGGGGAAAAACUAAGUCACACAAGAUUUGGUAGUAUCAUAGUGUUGAAUUCUUGUGUUUAUUUCUUCUUUGUGAGUUUUGACUGAAUAGAAGGAACUUAGAUACAUGGUAGCAUCCCUUGCCUUCCAGGGACCCAAUCAGGAAUCCAGGAAAAAAAAUAAAUUGGAUUCACCUCAUCCCUUUCAUGCACAGAGUAAUUGUACUAUUGUACGUAUUCCCUUUUCUACAUUAAUUUAGAACACUCCUAACUGAAAUAAAAUGGAAAAUAAGAAGGAAAACACCGUUUUGUGCCUCCAUGUGCAUACAUAGGCACAUGGAUACAUGCAUGUAUACUGGAUUUUAUCUUUAAAAAAACAAAACACUAUGUUUACCUUAAGCACUUGAACUACCAGCUCCCUAAAAAGACUUAGUGGUCCUCCUAUAAUUGCUUUUUUUUUUUGGGGGGGGGGGGUUAAAGGAGAGUUAAUUAACUAAAACUCAGUUCUCUAGAUUUUGCCAAUGGGCAAGAGCUAAAUGGAAAAUCUGUGUCACUGAUUGUGGUCACUAUUAACAUAAAUGACAGCUUACCAAAACACACUAGAUUUUGCUUCUUGGCAUUUAAGUAUCCUGUUAUCAUUUUUACAUUAUUUAAUCAAGUUUGUCAUACUUUUAAUUUUGUACAUGUAUGAUAUAUUUGCUUUUUUUAAGUUAUAAAUGUGGAAGAUUUAAUUUACUAUUUCAAACAUAACUCUUCUCUUGCAACAGCAUCCAACAAGAAAUCUAAUGUUUGCUUUGUAUAAUAAUGUGUUUGACUUUAGUACUACUUUAUAAUAAUCUGUUAAAUUUUUUAUAUGGUAAGCCAGGGUGUGCUUAAACACUUCAAAGACCUUAGAUUGAAAGAAUUUGUAUUUGUAUAUGGUUUCUUUGAUAUUAUCUCAGUGUUGACUUGUUUCUCUCUUUUGAGUAGCAAAGCUGUACCAAUAUUUUUUGUUGGCAUAAUUAAUAGAAAAUCAUAGACUGUCAUUUUUAGAUAGCAUAGCACAACAGACCAUAAAUAAUCGUCUUUUUCCAUUGAAUAUACCCGAAUGUUUGAAGGGUUUUUUUAAUGGAUUUGAUUUAGCAGUGCCAGUGCCAAGAGGAUGUCUUCUUUUUUCCUAGUCAUAUUUUUUUUUUUAAUGCAUCUUUAGAAUGUGAGGUUGUAGAAAAGGGGAGAGCAUAUAAGUGCACACCUGUAUCCAGACUAUAAAGUGAAAUGUUUUGAGUGACUUGAGUGUCACUUUCAAGUCUAUAGUCACUGGCAUAAAAUUUGUUGUUGUUGCCUUUCAUAAAGAAAUGAGCAAGGCAAAAUCACUAAGUUCCAGCAUUUCCUCUAUUAUUUUCUGCUUUUACCUCAUGCUAAUUAUUUCGAAGGAGGAGACAAUUUGUGGUUAUUGGUAUAAAGCUCACUUCUGAAUUAGUUGUGAUUGAAGGUGAAAUAUUGAGGAUCUUUUCCAAGACAGGGUAAAGAUAGAACAGAAUAGACUUGGUCCAGUUUCUGGGAGCAGAUGAGCUGGUUGUCAGGAUUGACUUCUAGUAAGAGUUGAUUAAUAUGAGGAUAAGUACUCAUUCUUGGCACUGAUGCCAGUGCAGCUGUGCAAAGCAGAAAAAUGAACUUUGUGGUUCUUUAAACUCUGAUAAGAAUGAAGUUACAGGAAGGGGGAGGUGAUUUUUUAAAUCAUGUGGUCAAUUUAUCUUGAAUGUGCCUCUUGAGUUUUUAAGGAAAUGAUCUGGUUUGAGUUUUAAAGCUGAAUUCCAAGAUCAUUGUGACCACCCCAAGAGGAUCCAUAGCCAAAUACACAAAAAAAACUGGUGUGCAUAUCUUCCCCCAAUCUUUUUCCCCCUCAUCUUAAAUGGGCCCAUAAAUAUUGUGCACAGUUAAAGCUACUCAGGAAUUGGAACUUCUAGUGUUCUCACCACCCAGAGGACUGUGAUAAACAGGGUGGUUGAAUGCUUGCCAGUUUUUUAGUCCUGGUGGUAAGAGUAGCUUCUUACUCUGUAUUUAGAACACAGUCAAAUGUGUUUGCAAAUACUCUAGUCUAUAUAGUUUGUGUCAUCGAAAUUGCUAUCUUUAAAAUCAUAUAAUUUCUGUGCUGCCCAGCAGAGGUCAGUAAUCUUAAAAAAAAAAAAAAAAAAAAAAACAAAGCAAAAGCCCUUUCUUUGCACUUUUAAAAUUAGUGUUGUUGCCACAUAUCAUGUUCUAAUGUGGUACAAGAAUAAAAAAAUUCAAAUGGAGUUAAUUUUUACCACUUAAGAAGUGCUUAGCACUUAAAUGCCUUCAUUAAGGGGUUACCCAUUCAAAUAAGUAAUAUUAAUAGAUUUGCCUCCAUAGUAGGGUCUUGCCCACUUGAAGUACUUCUCAUUCUGUUGGUAGGUCUAAGUAUCUCCCAGAUAUAUAAGAGCUGGGGACAUGAAGAGAUUGGGUGAGAAAUUUUCCUUUGUCCUGACCACUUUAGGGGAAAAUUUUUUUUUUUUAAAGGUCAUUCAUUGGUCUUUUUAAACAGAAAUUAAAGUGGAACUAAAUUCUGUUUUCAGGUAAAAUAAGUAGUAGACAUAUUUUUUGCUAUAAAUUGGCAGGUAUCAAAAAUAUUCAAAAUUUGUAUAUACUGAAACUUUGCAAACAAACCUUUAACUGGGAAAGUAUAGGGGCAGAAGGUGAAACAAAAUAGUGGGAAUGUUUACCACAGGUACGAAGUAGUCACUUUGACAGUGAGACCCUCUGCCUCAUUUAAUUCAGGUUUUUUGAUGUAUGUACUUGAAACUCUUCAGAUGCUUAUUUUACAGGGUUGUUGUUUUUUUUUUAAUUUAUAAAGUAGAAAGCAUUGUUUUGUAUACUGCAUUAAGAAUUAGUAGCCAAGUCUCUUACCUUCCUUAACUUGGGUGAACUUAUGAGUAGUGCAAAUGAGAUAUUCAGAGCAGAUUUCUCCAUUUUAUGUACACAGGAAAAGACUACUACAUAAGACACUAGCAUUUUAUGAUUAUUUUCUUUGUCUCUUUUUUUAUUUCCAUCAUUGUGUCAAUCCUGUUUCAUCACCACCACCUUUUUUAAUAUGUGUAUGUAACAAAAAUUUUGCACUUACAUUACACUCCUAAAAUGGGGAUGUAAUCAGUUUCAGAAACUUAUUUCCGUUUUCUGUCAUAGGCCAUUACAGAGUGACAGACUUGGGGGCUUUUGAUAUGCUUAUACUUAUAGGAAGGGAGAAAGAAUUUUAGUGAACUACAGUGGCCUCUAUAAUGGAAAUCCUUAAAAUCAUUCCCAUAUAAACAAAACUAAAAUAAAAUAAUGUCUUAAUUGCCAAAGCCAUUCACUUACUCUUUUAUGUUUUCAUGUGAUCUUUAUUGAAUAAAUAAAUCUGUUCAUCAGGGUGGGAGUGCCCACCAUUUCUAAAGUUUCUGCCUGGAAAGGAUCAUUUUUGGAACAUGUGGCUUAGCACUGGAUCUUUAUAAGAAAUUCUGAAAAGUUUAGAAAUGAACUUGGAUGAUAUUUACUUUGUCAUUCAUCUUAAUUGGUAUAUCCCGUUUGUAGUGUUAUAUUCAUAUAAAAAUCAUGAAUUUGAUUUUUCAAAUCAAAGAUGAUAAUGAUUUCAAACUGGCUAGUGAUCAGUUUUUGGGUUUUGUGGUUUUGGUUGGGUUUUUUGUUGUUAUUGUUGUUGGUUUUUUUGCAUAAAGAUAUAUAUCCAUAUUUGGGAUUGGUAUGAGACUUUAAGCCCUUUUAUACCCAUUUUGAAUGAUGUUGCACAAUAAACAGAUACCUAAAGACUCUGUUUUCAUUUCCAUGUGAUCUUUAUCUGUAAUAAUGAUCUUUGUAGAUUUGUUUUCUGUAGAUUUUAUCUAUAACAAACUUUGUAGAUUCUGUGAAAUGUUCUUUUAAUGAAAUCACUUGAGUUUUUAAUAGGAAACCAUCGAUAUUCAUUAAAGUCAAUCUCUUAUGAGUUUCUGUGACUUGGAUGGAAGCUUUUAACACUAACAAAUUAGUGUUAACUUUCCCUGGGGAUGUUCCACUGGGGUAUUACUGUAUUACGACAUGACUUGAUGUUGCCGCAUUGACUUUGAAGAUAUACAAUAUUUGGGGAGUUUUGUUGUUUGGCCUAUGUUCCUCUUGCAUAGUGUGAAACAUGUAAAGCUUGGUUAAACUGUAUAUAGAUAGCUUACUGUUUAUUAGUGUAUUUAGAAUUGCCUGUAAUAUUUAAUCUUACUGAAUUGAAUUGUGUGAUGGUAGGAACAUAUAAUUUUUGUACAUUAUAUUUACUGAGAUGUUGCCUUUUUUAUUUUACAAAUACUUUGGAAUUCAGAUGCUUUUUUGCUUCUGUGAGGAUUAAUUUGGAAAGGUUUUUAAUGACAUUCCAUUGAUUACAGAUUUUGCUUGAGAUUGACUUAAAUAAAUUGUUCUGAAUGUUCCAAGUUAAAAA